Messenger RNA from Stylonychia lemnae, 1809 nucleotides. Lineage: Eukaryota; Ciliophora; Spirotrichea; Sporadotrichida; Oxytrichidae. The record is from the annotation of a GenBank genome assembly.
AUGGAAAAGCUUGAAGAUUAAAUCUAAGGAGAUGAGAUUGAUGAAUUAGACCAUAUUUCAAGAGUGGCUUUGCUUAUAGAUGAUCUUAGCAAUGAAGAUCCCCAUGCCAAGCUUCAUUCAAUCUAAAGACUUACUCAAAUCGCUUAAUUACUAGGACCUGAACGCUGCAUCGAUGAACUUAUUCCUAUGUUGACUGAAUUGAUCGAUAGAAUUGAUAAUAACCCUGAGCUGAUGCUGAACCUGGCAGAUUAACUAGGAAAGCUUGCUGAUUACCUAGGUUAAGAGGCUAAUUCAGUGCAUUUAUUGAAACCCCUUGAACUGAUUUUAUCAUCUGAUGAUUCAGUAGUGCGGGAAAAGGCAGUUGCUUCCUUGAAAAUUGCAGGAGAGAGAAUCAGUUCAGAGACAAUCUACACAGAGUAUAUGCCCCUUGUUAAGAAGAUGAGGAAAGGUGACUUAUUUUCUAUGAGAAUAUCUGCCUGCUUCUUGUAUGCAUUUAUCUACAAAAGACUUGAUAAUGAGAGAAAGCAAUAUACAAGAGGUAAAUUUGAAAAAUUAUCCAAAGAUGACACUCCAAUGGUAAGAAGAGGGGCUGCCUAAUCUUUAUCAAUCCUUGCUGACUCCUUGAAUGAUUAAGAACUUGCAAAAACUUAUCUGCUUCCAAUUUUGAAAGCUUUGCUCUCAGAUGAUAAUGAUUCUGUUAAAAUUCAAGCUGUUGGUGCUUCUGUUAAGGUAGCAAAGUUAAUUGAUGAUUAAGCAGUUGUUAAGUCUGAAAUUAUUCCUCCACUUAGAACUGCUGUAGACAAUAAAAUGGUCUCAUGGCGACUCAGAUUCUCAGUAGCUGAGAUAGCUGCUGAUUUGGCAGGAUAGGUAAGCAAGGAAAUAGCUGACACCGACAUUAUUGGAUAUUAUGAAACACUUAUUCAAGAUAAGGAGCCAGAAGUCAGAUCAGAAGCAGUUGCUAAGUUACCUGAGCUUGCUAAAAAUUGCAGUCCCUCUGCUAUUGUAGAGAGAAUUCUACCUAUACUUAAUUCGUAUACUGUCAACGAUCAAUCUAUGCAUGUUAAGGGAUCUCUUGCUCUGACCAUCUGUGAGUUAUCUAAGUAUAUUGGAUAGAAAAAUACUUUAGAUUUUAUUAUUCCACCAGUUACCUAGCUGCUAAAAGAUUCACCAACAGAGGUUAAAAUCACUUUGAUGACUCAUAUGAAGACAUUAGCUGAAAUUAUUGGAGAUAAAGAAUUCGAUAACCAUAUUAUUCCUGGAAUUAUAUCUUUAUCCACUGAUAAAAUAUGGAGGGUGAAAUUGGCAGUCAUUCAAUUCAUACCAAAUUUGGCAGAGUUUAUUCCAGCCUAACUUUUCUAGGAUAGACUUGAAUCACAUGUGUUCGGCUGGUUAAGUGAUCCCGUGUUCCAAGUCAGAGAAGAAUCAAUCUAGAUCUUAAUUAAAUUAAAAGAAAAAAUAUUUGACUAGAAAUGGCUUGAAGAUAAUAUAGAGAGAAAAUGCCAAGAAUUCCAUCAACAUGAGAAGUUUGGCAUUAGAAUUCACACCAUCUUUUUAAUUUCAAAGGUCGCUGACAAUGUUUCACAAGGAUUUUUAAACGAGAAGUUGAUUCCUUAUCUUGUAAAAUUAGGCAGAGAUCCCGUUCCAAACAUCAGAUUUAAUGUUUCAAAGGCAAUUGAGAAAUUGUAUCCAAAAUUAACAAAUAGUAAUAAAUUGAGCUGCCAAGAAGUCUUGCAAGAAAUGGAGAAAGACGAAAAAGAUUUUGAUGUGAAGUAUUAUGCUGAAAAAGCAUUGAAAGCUUUUAUCAUUUGA